AUGGACACCACCAUCUUGAGGAACGACGAGAAUUGGCAAGAGAGCUGGCUCUUGGUGCUGAUUUCGAGCAUUGCUUGCAUUCUGGGAGCAUCUGUGGUGUUUAUUGAUACUGUAUGGCCUUCAUCACGCUACAACGCAUCCUGUGCAUCUAUUCUGGAGCAACCCAAAGUGAUCGCCUCGUCGAUGGCAUUGGCUGCUGGUGUCAUGCUGUUCUCUUCGCUCUUCACGUUAUUACCUGCUAGUCGUGCUCGGCUCGCUUCCGAUCAUUGGAUGUACCUGUAUUACUUUGUUGGGAUAGCAACGACCAUCUUCAUCAAUCGUUGUAUCCACUGGUGUGCCCCCAACGCUAUCCAUGCUUAUAAUGAAGGUCCUCAUCAACAUCACCAUCAUCAUCAUCAUCAUCCAUCGCCCUUGGAACAUCCUGUUGAUAGUUGCAGCAGCCAAAGCACCCUUUUACCAACAACGGCAACGCAUGAUGAUCCAUCCUUUAUGAAAUCUACAACAACAACAACAACGGGUCACCUUGGAGAGCACACUCGACUUCAAUGGAACUCGAUCGAAUAUGGAGCUGUCACUCAACAACAACAUCCUGACUAUUUUGAUCCUGUGAAAAGCAAUGAUCAAGAAAACGAUUAUUUUCGUAUCGGCAUCCAAACAGCUGUUGCGAUUUGCAUUCACAAGUUUCCUGAGGGAUUAAUCAUGUUCAUCUCGGGACAAGCAUCCAGUCGUCUUGGGCUUAGUGUGUGCGCUGCCAUGUCGAUUCACAACUUUAUUGAAGGAUUUAUGAUUGCGCUUCCGCUCUACUUUGCUACUAAAUCGAGGGGGAGCGCGUUUGGUUAUGCAGCACUUCUUGGAGGAUUAUCUCAACCCAUCGGAGCAGUUUUGGGACUCAUUGCUUUCCGUGAAGUCAGCCAAGAACAACAAGAUACCCUUUUUGGCGUUACCUUUGGUGUGGUGAGUGGGAUGAUGUCGUUUAUUGCCGUCCAGAGUAUGCUACCACAAGCGAUUAAAGCGGAUACUCAACAACGUUAUGUAUCGGUGUUCUUUUUCGUUGGUAUAUUAGUUGUUGGACUGGCUUCGCUUCUCAAGUCAGUAUAA
Lichtheimia ornata is the source of this 1098-nucleotide messenger RNA. RefSeq lists its product as uncharacterized. The transcript is spliced from 4 exons. Lineage: Eukaryota; Fungi; Mucoromycota; Mucoromycetes; Mucorales; Lichtheimiaceae. Gene Ontology annotation, biological process: zinc ion transmembrane transport. The record is from RefSeq and is a predicted model, not a curated record. Bases 1 to 1098 code for a protein of 365 amino acids. Gene Ontology annotation, cellular component: membrane. Gene Ontology annotation, molecular function: zinc ion transmembrane transporter activity.